AUGAAGUGUAAGAAAGUGGGUCAUUAUGCAAGUGUAUGCCAGACAAAACCCAGCAAUGAUUCAACAACCGCAAACAAGUCAGUUGGUAGAAAGAGAGGGCCUGGAAAAACAAAAUACCUGGAAGUGGUCAAGGAGGAAACAGAGGAUGACGAAGUUCUGGGCAUUUUUGCAGUGAAAGAUUCUGGAAAAGAUGAACACAUUCUGAUUUUCAUGUCAGUGAUGUUGGAUCAUAAGAGUUGUAAAAUGCAAUUGGAUACCGGAGCCACAGUGUCUAUCUUACCUAAGGUCCUGUAUGAUCAGCAGUUUAACCAAUGGCCCUUACAUGGUACCAAGAUGAAGUUGAAGGCUUACAAUGGUGUCUGAAUUCCUGUCUAUGGGGAGGUUCAUUUGCCUGUGGUCUAUGAACAACAGGAACUGGUGCUACCUUUGAUUGUUGUGGAUGGAGAGGGCCCUCCACUGCUAGGCAGAAACUGGUUGGAGCAACUGAAGUUAAAUUGGCACAAUACCUGUCAUGUGAGCAAGGCUGACACUGUCUGA
Pocillopora meandrina is the source of this 537-nucleotide messenger RNA. The record is from the annotation of a GenBank genome assembly. NCBI's taxonomy places the organism in Eukaryota, Metazoa, Cnidaria, Anthozoa, Scleractinia, Pocilloporidae.